AUGGCCCGCCAUGGGAAAUUCAAGGCCCGUACCAGGCGGGCACCGGCCAGAGACCUAACACCACAGUUUACCAUGCAGCAAGAAGCUCGCAAUACGGAAACACACGGCCGAUCCUGGUCAGACUCCAAUCUCCGCCACAAGGCUGUCAUAUUCGUGAGUUCAGGGAGACUAGAACCGACCAAGGAAGAGCAAGACGAGCAGAUUAAGUCCGACUCGGACCGAGAGGAAUUGCCCCCCGACGAUAUGGAACAGCACGCCGAAGAGAGCGACGGCGUAUUCUUCCUGGACUCAACAAAACAGGCGAUUGACACUGGCCUACCAGACCCAGUUAUACAGUCUGAAUCGUCGGAUUCUGAUGACCCGAGCGAGGAUGAAGUUGUGUUUACCGGCCGCAGGACCGCCAGACCGGUGAUCAUCGAAACCAAACAGACCGAAAUUGAAAAAUUUGUCAACAGCACCUCUGUAUCCUCGCAAGCGGCACUGGGUACUGGCUCUUCUCUCCGUGAGCCCUCACUCGUGGCAGCCCAAAUAGAACAGACAGAGCUGCACACAGAGAAACCAGCAUGGCCACCAGAACAACAGACCGAUCCGCUAGCCGACUAUAUCGCCAACAUCGACAAAGACUACUACGAGGAGAUCACUGGUAUGAAGCUGGAUCUAGGUGACGACAUUGAUGUUGAGAGGGCUGCGACGCAACUCGACCUCUCAGCCACUAGUCCAACAGGCCCAGAAAGGCGACCGUCCAGAUCACCGGAAGCAGGACGGCAUGUGCACGGCGACAGCAUUGCAAGCUCACCUGACGGCCUGGCACAAAUGCAAAUCGACACAGAGCAUGACUCGAUCGCUGCGUCGAGUGAAGAUGACGAAGAUCUUGUCUUCUCUGACUCCAACGACGAUGUCGCUGAAGAUUUCAUUUUACUCGAGGACUUGGCCAAAGGGUAUUCCAAUUCCGAUAAAAAGGGCACUCGGCCUAGCAAGCCGGCGUUCCCGUCGGCUUCCGCAUUUGCGGAUGCCCUCGAGGCUGAUCCUUACCUCGGAUUCGAUAUUAUGGAUUUCGAUCGGCCAAGCUUACGAAACAAACCAAAGGGCAGGCAUGCUAUCCCUGAACUGGCGCUUUCCGACAGCGAGUUUGAGAUCGAGCUCCAACAAGCCUGGCAGAAUGAUAGAACCAAGAAAAAGCUGCGUAAGAAGGAGCGAGAAGAGCUUCGAGCGCAAGGCAUGUUGGGCCGAAAAGCAGGGAAUCCAGACCUCAAGGUCAAAUAUUCCAAGGAGAUGAACAUGGAGGAGUUUAUGACUGAGCUCCGAUCAUUUCUCUUAUCUCCCAAAACUAGCCUGUCAUUGCCACCAAUGACCAAGCAGCGCAGAAAGCUCAUACACGAGAUGGCCAAUAACCUGAAUCUGAAAUCACAGUCACGGGGCCAUGGUCUGUCUCGAUUUCCCGUGCUCAACAAGACCGCUCGAACCCCCAGAUAUACACCGAAAACCAUUUCAAAUGUGGAUGAGCUCUUUUCAGGAAAGAAGCUCAGCCGGCGAUUGUUCAAGUCAUGGGGCGCAGACGCGCCCAAGUCGUUCAAAACAAGCCGGGGGAAGUCUGGAGCCGCUUCGUACAUGGAUGGCGAUGUGGUCGGUGCUUCAGCUCCAGAAAUCGGAGCCGACAACCGCGGACGGGCCAUGCUGGAGAAGAUGGGGUGGAGUACAGGCACUGCUCUGGGCGCGGCCGACAACAAGGGAAUCCUGCAGCCCGUGGCGCAGGUUGUCAAGAACUCACGGGCUGGGCUGGGCUAG
Messenger RNA from Penicillium olsonii, 1785 nucleotides. NCBI's taxonomy places the organism in Eukaryota, Fungi, Ascomycota, Eurotiomycetes, Eurotiales, Aspergillaceae. The record is from the annotation of a GenBank genome assembly.